AAAAAAAAAAAAAAAAAAAAAGAAAGGCAAGUCAAAGCCAAAGCGGUACUGCUUUGGUUAAUGGGCGUGGUUGUUGAUAUGAGAGGCAAUGGCGUUACUAAGGGUUCCUGGGGUUUCAGUAAUUUUAUAAGGAGAAAGAAUGUUGAUUCAGUUUUGGAUAGGAGAAAGGGUGGCCAACAGUUGGCUAAGAAACUCUCUGCUGUUGACCUCGUUGCUAUUGGAGUAGGAGCAACAAUUGGAGCUGGAGUAUAUAUUCUUGUUGGAACUGUUGCCAGAGAGCAAACAGGACCAGCUCUUACCAUUUCAUUCCUUAUUGCUGGAAUAGCAGCUGCUCUCUCAGCAUUUUGUUAUGCAGAGCUUGCAUGUCGCUGCCCAUCAGCCGGAAGCGCCUAUCAUUACACAUACAUCUGCAUAGGAGAAGGUGCUGCAUGGUUGGUCGGUUGGGCAUUGAUUCUCGAAUAUACAAUUGGAGGUUCAGCUAUUGCUCGCGGCCUAACCCCAAAUCUGGCCCUAUUCUUUGGAGGUGAGGACAAGCUGCCUUCCUACUUUGCCCGCCACACCAUUCCUGGGCUUGGUAUUGUUGUGGACCCAUCUGCAGCGGUUUUGGUUCUUCUUGUCACUGUACUCUUGUGCAUGGGGAUCAAGGAGAGUUCUUUGGCCCAAGCCAUUGUGACAACAGUUAAUGUAUGUGGGAUGCUUUUUAUCAUAACAGUUGGAGGAUAUUUGGCUUUCAAGACUGGAUGGAUUGGAUAUGAACUUCCUGGCGGGUAUUUCCCCCUUGGUUUAGCAACUUCCCUGGCGGGUAAAACCACUUUUUCAUUCGCGUGGUUUCUGAUGUUGUCUGCCUGUAGCACUGCUGAAGAGGUAAUUAAUCCUCAGCGUGAUAUUGCCGCUAGGUAUAACGGGAUUGCUUAGUUAUAUUCUAUAUGUUUGCGUUUUGUCAUGCUGGUGUCUAAAAUUUGUUGAGUUGGCUUGGUGCCAUACUUUGCACUGGAUAUAGACACUCCUAUCUCUUCAGCAUUUGCUUCUCAUGGGAUGCAAUUGGCAGUGUACAUUAUAACAACUGGGGCUGUAUUUGCUCUUUGUUCAAGCUUAAUGGGUUCACUUCUUCCUCAGCCCCGGAUGUUUAUGGCAAUGGCAAGGGAUGGAUUGUUGCCAUCAUUUUUCUCAGAGAUUAGUGAACGCACCCAAGUUCCAGUGAAGAGUACAUUGGUAAUUGGUUUUCUUGCUGCAGCCCUCGCAUUUUUUAUGGAUGUCUCACAGUUAGCAGGCAUGGUUAGUGUAGGUACCCUUCUUGCAUUCACUUCAGUUGCAGUUUCUGUCUUAAUACUCAGAUAUGUUACUCCAAAUGAGGUGCCUCUUCCAUCUUCACUUCAUGAGUCUUUUGGUUCAUUGUCUAUGCAAAAUGGUGAUAUUCAGGGAGUUGCCAGUCAAAACUUUAAGGAUUAUGUCAAUUAUUGUGACAGUAGUCAACAUUUGAUUGACAAUGGAGGGAGAUCAAUUGCACACCCACUUCUUCAGAAACAAAUAAUUCAAGAUGAACAGAGUCAACAAAAGAGGCGGAAAAUUGCAGCUUGGAGUAUAACAGCUGUAUGCGUAGGGGUUCUUGUCUUUACAUCUGCAGCCUCGUUUAAACUUCCCAGCCUUCUGCGCUUCACAUUUUGCACAGUGGGGGGAGGUCUUCUAUUGUGCAGUUUGAUUGUUCUAGCUUGUAUAUCCCAGGAUAACUCAAGACACAAAUUUGGACACACAGGAGGUUUCGUCUGCCCGUUUGUUCCGUAUUUACCUGUUGCUUGCAUUCUUAUCAACACCUACUUGUUAGUUAAUCUAGGGGCUGGCACAUGGAUCCGUGUUUCUAUAUGGCUACUAGCAGGAGAAUUAAUUUAUUUAUUUUAUGGUCGGACACACAGUUCUCUGAUGAGCGCUGUUUAUGUUCCUACUGCUUAUGCUGAUGAGAUAUAUCGCAUCUCAUCAGGUCAUCUGGUGUAGACUUCAUUUAAGGAAACAUCUCAAACAACUCGCUUCCAUUUCGCAAGAAGCACUUCCGGUUGCAUCUUUGCUGUAAUUCCUUAUGACACAUAAUCCAUUGAUCAAUGAUUGCAAAUCGAUGUCAUGUGUUGGUGUAGUAUUGCGAGUAGGGUGAAAUUGAAGCCAUUGUAAUUUCUAAUGGUGACUUGUAUAUAGCUAGCUUAUAUCUCAAUAUCUUAAUUGUAUUAAUAGCAGCAAGAAUAAUUGUCUAUUCCCAUUUUCCUGUAGUGAGAUUCUUGUAAAUAUUAAAAUUCUAUUUUUUUUAUACCUUGUUUCUUUUUUAGUU
Molecule: messenger RNA, 2314 nt
Organism: Jatropha curcas
Lineage: Eukaryota; Viridiplantae; Streptophyta; Magnoliopsida; Malpighiales; Euphorbiaceae
Source: RefSeq, a predicted model, not a curated record